AUUCUUCUUCUUUCUUUUUGUGUUUCCCUUCCUCGUUCUUUCAUGUCUUCCUUGUGCCAUUGAUGAGUCCGUCAACACCAAAUCGAGAGUAGUGCAAGACUUUUUCUCACACUGUCUCUAAAAACCGCGUGAGAAAUCGUCUUCCUCCUCAGAUCUCUCCCUUUUCCCUUCAAUUUUCCCGCAUUUUCUCUCUCUCUUUCUCUUCCAAGCUUCUCCAAGCGUACAAGCUACUUCUUCUUCCAUAAACCAAAUUAAAACCCUAAACCAAAACUCUCUUCACCUCUAUAAAAACUCCACCUUUUUUUAGCUCCUGUCUAUUUCACAGACUUCAAUCUUCCCCAUUUUCAUUACCAGCCAAAAACUCAUCUUGAAUUUCCAGGUUUACGAAUUUAAGCAAUUUCAUAGAGAUAGAAAAGAGAAAUGAUGGGAGGAAAAUCUAGCAAGAACAAAAAAAAUGUUGAAUUUGGUUCACCGUCGACGCCUGUUCAAAUCAAGAUUAACUCAGAGUACUCAGAGCAUUUGAGUUCUUACGAGAGAGCUUGUAGUGAAGAUCCAAAGCUUGAAUCUUUUGACGCUGCGCUUCAUGAAAGAACUAACCGAGUCAUCAACAAGCUUGCUUCAGGAGUAGAGAUUAAGUCUUUGUCGUUUGAUUCUCUUAGGGAAGUGACGCAAUGUCUUUUAGAUAUGAAUCAAGAUGUGGUUAAAGUUAUAUUGCAGGAUAAAGAAGAUAUAUGGAACAAUCAAGAUUUGUUUUCUCUUGUGAAUUUGUAUUUUGAAAGUACUGCAAAGACUAUGGAUUUCUGUUCUGAGCUUGAGAAUUGUCUUAACCGCGCGAGGAGGAGUCAAGUGAUUAUUCAGUUUGCUGUUAAGCAGUUUGAGGAAGAGGCGGAGAUACCAGUGAAUGGGGAUAAGGAGAAUAGAAAGUAUGAGAAGACGCUUAAGGAGCUUAAGAGGUUUAAAGUAGCGGGUGAGCCGUUUACGAAAGAGUUCUUUGCUCUUUUCGAUUUGGUUUACAAGCAACAGGUCAUGAUGCUUGAGGAGCUUCAUAAGUUAAAGAAAAAACUCGAUAAGAAGCUUAAGAAUAUCAAAACAUGGCGAAGGGUAUCGAAUAUGGUGUUUGUGACUGCGUUUGUCUCUGUGCUUAUCUUCUCGGUGGUUGCAGCCGCUGUGGCUGCACCGCCUGUUGUGGCAGCUAUAGCUGGUGCAUUGGCUGUUCCAGUGGGUUCUGUUGGGAAAUGGUGCAACACGCUGUGGACGAAAUAUGAGAAAGUGGUUAGAGGGCAGAAGGAGAUUAUUACAUCGAUUAGGAUCGGGACUUAUAUUUCGGUUAAGGAGAUGGAUAAUAUAAGUAUUCUUGUGCGUAAAGUGGAAGUUGAGAUUGAAUCUUUGCUGAAGAAAGCUGAGUUUGCUAUUACGGAAGAGAAAGAAGUGAGGCUUGCGAUUGAUGAGAUCAAGAAGAAGCUUGAUGUGUUUACUGAAACCAUUGAAGAACUUGGGGAACAUGCGGGUAAGUAUUGUAGCGAUGUGACAAAGGCGAGAACUGUGAUUCUGCAGAGGAUAAUCCGAUACCCGGCUAGCUCACCGAAGGAUGAAGCUCCUUGGACGGAGAUGGUGUAGUGAGAAGGCAGAUUCGGAUUCGUGUUUGGCUUUAAAAAAUUGUUGGUUUGUUAUCUUUAGCCCAAGUAUUAUGAACAGCUAAAGGAUAUAUCUUACCUAAUGUUAUUAGUUGCCCUGAGGUAACAUUUGCUUAAUACAUUCAUUAAAGAGACAUUUGUAAGGUUUUUAUGUAAUUUAUUUGGGCUUUAUUUAAUCAGACUUGUAUGUUUAUAAAUGAAUGUCUUUGUGCUUAGUCAA
Messenger RNA from Arabidopsis lyrata subsp. lyrata, 1854 nucleotides. RefSeq names its product UPF0496 protein At2g18630. Lineage: Eukaryota; Viridiplantae; Streptophyta; Magnoliopsida; Brassicales; Brassicaceae. The transcript has 3 exons. The coding region runs from base 421 to 1617 and encodes 398 amino acids. The record is from RefSeq and is a predicted model, not a curated record.